This is a messenger RNA of Scleropages formosus (Asian bonytongue), 5082 nucleotides long. RefSeq names its product mitochondrial poly(A) polymerase (gene mtpap). Bases 87 to 1814 code for a protein of 575 amino acids. The record is from RefSeq and is a predicted model, not a curated record. The transcript has 9 exons. Gene Ontology annotation, biological process: RNA 3'-end processing. Lineage: Eukaryota; Metazoa; Chordata; Actinopteri; Osteoglossiformes; Osteoglossidae. Gene Ontology annotation, molecular function: poly(A) RNA polymerase activity. Gene Ontology annotation, cellular component: mitochondrion.
UAAUUUGACCCUCCUCACUUCCCUUAGGUCAAGGAACCUGCGCAUGUGCAUUGCGGUGAUUAGUACCGCCUUCCUCUCACGUCAUUAUGGCGGCUUCCGUGCAAAAUUUCAGUGUGCUGAGAGGACCGGCUGUUUUUAAGCGAUUAUACAGACUGCAUUAUUGUUCUUCGAGAAGAGCUAGCGCGAAAAAUGUUGUUGUUGAAGCAGAAACAUCCGUCAAGAAAGACCAUUGUGAAACAGGAGGAAAGAAAUCUUUUUAUGACCUAUUGGAGGAAAGGGGGGAGCAGGCAGCGCGAUCCCUUUUAAUAAGCUGCCCCUCAAAUACAUGUGAGAAAAAAUUCUUGAAACAUAUGUCCACACAUGGUGACAUAAACAAGUACUUCUUCUAUGAAAGUUUUGGCACGUAUGCAGUGGUGGAAUUUGCCAAAAAGGAGGGCGUCUUUUCAGUCUUGGAAAGGGCCAGUUUACCACACUUGCAGCACGAAGCCGCUGUUCCUUUCAAGUCCAGGCUCCUAUCUUUAAAAACAGACAAGUUGGGUGAUGUGCCCAACUCUCAGAAAUCUAUUAAAUUCUUAAAUCAGACAUCAAUGCCUGUGAACGAUCUCAUCAAGAAGCUAUCUAAAGAAGAUAGUAUAGACCAACAACUAUACUCCCUCACAGAAGCCUACCAGUUGACGGAAGAAAACAUUCGACUGCGCUUCCUUGUCUGUUCCCUGCUGAAAGACAUUGCUGCCUCUUACUUCCCAGAAUGCAGCAUAAAGCCCUUUGGUUCUUCUGUAAACGGUUUUGGGAAGCUCGGCUGUGACCUGGAUAUGUUUUUGGACCUAGAUGGCAUCAGUGAAGCUGCUCCAAAGCAGGUAAGGGCCUACUCCCUGGAAUACCAGCUGAAGAGAACAUCCACAGAGAGGGCCGCCACCCAGAGCAUUCUGUCUGUGAUCGGGGAGUGUGUGGACCAGUUUGGGCCUGGCUGUGUGGGCAUGCAGAAGAUCCUGAACGCACGUUGCCCUCUGGUGCGCUUCUCCCACCAGCCCUCAGGCUUCCAGUGUGACCUCACGGCCAACAACAGGGUGGCAAUGAAGAGCUCGGAGCUGCUCUACUUGUACGGACAGCUGGAUGAGCGCGUGCGUGCCCUUGUGUUCAGUGUGCGCUGCUGGGCACGGGUGCAGGGCAUCACCAGCAACAUACCAGGGGCCUGGCUCACCAACUUCACCAUCACUGUGAUGGUGAUCUUCUUCCUUCAGAAGAGGAGCCCACCAAUGAUCCCCAUCCUGGAUCACCUCCAGAAGCUUGCAGGACCCAUGGAUAAAAGCACGAUAGAUGGAAAUGACUGUACCUUUGUUAGUGACUUAACAAAGGUCAAAGUACAGAACAACACAGAAACAUUAGAACAUUUGCUGCCGGAAUUCUUUGAAUUUUAUGGCAACUUUGACUUCAACAAGCUUUCCAUCAACAUCAGAAAGGGCAAGGAGCAGACCAAGACGGAGGCCUCACCACUGCACAUCCAGAACCCCUUCGAGCAGUCACUCAACGUCAGCAGAAACGUCAACGCCACGCAGCUGCAGCGCUUUGUUUUGCUGUGCCAGGAAAGCGCCUGGCUAGUGCAGCAGAACGAGGUGGCACGGCGCAGUAGUGCCACGGGGAACACACCCUGGGGCCUGGCUGCCCUGUUGGUGCCUCUGGCUGCUGCCACCAAGGGCAAGAAGAGGGGGACACAAACACCUGCCUCCAGAAUCAAGGGCCUUCUGGAAUCCCUGAAGAGCAGCAAGUCACAGGCCAGCAACAACGGGAUAAAAGCUUCCCUUAAGCGCCGUUAGGCGGUGCUGUGCGAUGGCUGUAAUAUUCACCAGGUAGCCUAGGGGGCGCUGCCUCUUCCGCAGGACACAGCACCACAAGCUGAGCAGACUGUCCCGUUCUCCGACACCUCGCCACUUUUAGGGAUGUACACAGAGAACUAAAUUACACCGGAGAACACUGACUCGCGUGUUUCCUUUUUUGCAUUUAUUUGUAAAGCACAUCUUUGGACAUUGAUUAAAUAUUUUUAAAAAAUGUUCUUCUCAUAAGUUUUAGUAUCGGUUACUAAGUUGUGUACUUAUUUUUUUAAAUUGUGCAUAACAUAUAACAAAUUAUAAUUCAAUGAGCGCUGUAAUAAGAUGAGCAUUGAGGCAUUUAUUUCCAUCAGUCUUUUCCACCCAGGUGCAGUAUCUCACCUUCCUUCAAGCCAGCCUAAAUGGUAGGUUGGUAUUCCAAGGUACAAGAAGCAAUAUCAGGCGAAGUACUUUAAGGGUACAGUAGCAAGGAUGCUUCUAGGCUCAAUAUAUAAAGGACUGUGCUUGAGCGCUGUGCAAGCAGCUGCUCUGUGUGAAGGAGUGGUUUCCAGUCUGACAGGGUUGAUUGGUCCCUAAUGACUUUCUUUGGGAGUUAAGAAGUGUGCAGUGGAAACAUGUCGUUCCGUUUAGUGGGGUCAUGGUGUCAUGGGGCCGAAGGCCUACAGCUUUACUGGGACAGCACCUGGAAAAAGGCAGUCAGUUACUGCCGGUUCCAUUUUCCUAGGAACAUUCUGCUUCAGUUUCUCGUUGUGAUAAGUGCAUUUGUAGGUUUGUUGUUUCGCUGCAGGUGAGCAAGGGGUGGGCAAGUUAAAUCUGUGGCCUUCAAACCCUUUUUUCCAGAGGCUCUGUGCAGAAUACUGGAUGGAGAUCAGUUAUGUUUCAUACACGCGCUUGGCCUGUUUUCUCCUGCUUGUGCCUGUGUGUAGCACACGUUCUGGAUGCCCCUUGCGUACGUGAGAAUAUGCCAGCUUGGACCACUUGGCAUGACUUAUUCCUCUCCUCACUGUCAACUAGCUGAUGUGCCAGACAGGAGAGAUACUCAUUUCCUUCCUCCCGUGGGGGUGUGGGCAGAGGGGUCUUUUUUUUUUUCUUUGUUUGCCAGUGAUUUAAGAUGAACUGAAAUUCUGGGUGUUUGUGACACAAGGCCCACAGGCAGGAGUUCACGUUCCAAACUUUGUUUUGGCUGGGAUACCCUCCCCUGAGUUGAACAAUCUUAAAAGUGGCUGGACCUCUGAAAAUGCAGCGGAGGAGUGUUUAAAAAUGAAUAAAAGCUCUCUGAGCAAUUUUAUGUUGGAGUUGGACUGGAUUUAUUUUUUUUAUUAAUAUUAUUGGGGUAUUUACUUUUGCGUUUUGUCUUUUAGAUAGAAAUACAGUUAAGAUGAAACAGCAUACAUAGAGAAUAGGGUCUGUGUUUUUCUUUUAUUUUUUUAUUUUUUUAAUUUCCCUCUACUUUGAUGUGUUCUUUAUUAAACAAUGGGGCCAUGUUCCAGGCUGACUCGUCUGUACAGCAUAGUUUACAAACAAAAAGCUGAGCAUUCUGGGAGGCGAUCCCCAUUCACUUCCUCUUUUCAGUUCCACAUAUUGUCUCUGUGGCUUUGUGCAGAUCCAUUACUUCAGCUUCCGCUGUCGGCACAGACAGAGCCGCGUACUUUCCAAGUCACUUUUGUCCCACCCGCACUUUAACGGAUACGUGUCCACAAGGCUCCAACUUUGAAGACCAGGGUGAAGGACAGAUCAACUUGUACGAACUGACAACGUGCCAGCCUGCAUGGAAAGACUUCACCCCAAAUACCUUUUCGGUUCUGGUUCUCGGGUUGCGUUUUUGCUCUUUAACCUGGAGAUCCAUGGAGCACAGUACCAGUCAAAAGUAUGAGUACGCCUGGGAAACCGAGGCGAUACUUAUAUAAGACGAACUGGAUAGAGGCAAAGCAGAGUCAAAACGUCCAACAAGUGCCCUACAUUGUGGAAGUCGCUGCCAAAGCACCUUGGAAAGAAAUUAAAGCAUUUCCUGCUAAUCCUUAUUAACUGAAAGCCUAGAAACAAACUGGAAAAGUGUAUUUGAAGUUUUGACUAGUACCAUAAGUGCAUGUUUCAUUCCAUCGGCGUACUUGACAAAGUGAAGUAGUUCAAUCAGGGAAAUGCAAGCUAUUCAUAAAUGACACUAACCCCACUGUGUGUGUUGGAGUGCCAUUGUUUCUUUUGCUCGACUUCAUUACGUAACCGAUGACCAGGGUGGCCGCGGAUGGUUGCUCCUGGGGAGCACGUUCCCUCUUAAUGUGACACACAUAGCAGGCUCCUUUCAGUGACCUCAUCCACCAUGGCCCUGAAUCCUGUCUGCAUGCACUGCCUCUAUUCAGGUCGUUGAUGAUGGAUGGGAGGCGCCGUGGGGCCUUUUCAUUCACGUCACCUUUGCUCCGGACUUCCAAAGUGGGGUAACGGUGUAAAUAUGCGCCGCGGUGCUCUACGAGUAUAGCUUAGUGCCAACAGUGCUGCCCUACUUGUAAACAGAUAAGUAGAGAAUGUGAUGUAAAUGUUCUCUAAAACUGUAGCUCUAGAAUCAGUGUUUUGCAUUCAGAAUAUGUUAAAAUAUAUAUAGUCCACACACACAUUCCCUGUUCUUCAGUCUCCCAAUAUCCAGUUUUCCUCAUAUUUAUUCCAGGAUUAAUAACACCUCUUAUCAUGAGUCAAUCUAGAUUUUUGUUUUUCUGGUCUGCGACAUCCAGUCCCGGCCCGUGAAAUUCAGUAUUGUCCUGUAACCUGAAUUUGCAUUUUAAAGUUGCGCUAAGUAGCAGUGUGAGAGACUGAGAUGCAGUGCAUUAUGGGAACAGUGUACCCACACACUCAGGUGCCAUGUGGCAUGUAAAUGUUGUGUUUUCAUACCCAUGCGUUUGUUUGCAUUUUUUGUUGCGUUAUUGUGCUUUUCAUUUAUUCAGCUAUUAAUUUAUUUAAAUGCCUUUCCUCAAGCUGGUUCUCCAAGUUUUUUUCUGUUUUGUAUUUAAGUCUUAUUGAUCCUAUUUCAAUGUGUUGCACAACUCUUUUCCGAUAUUAGGCAUCAUUUAGGGUAAUUUUCAGGUGAACUUUGAGUGGACGGGGAAUGAACUGGAAUUUUCCUAAAAAUAACGGGAUAAGUCAUUUAAUUUUGUUUUUUUGGUAUUUGAUCUGUUUUCAGGAACAAAUUUAGAACUCUCAUAUCAUUAAGUAAAUAUAUACACACACUUUUCAAUUUAUGUUAAAACUUAAAAUUGAAAUCUCAAAG